AAAUAAUAGUCAAGAUUGUAGUGUGCUCUGCAUAUUUUGAACAGGUAAAUUGAAUUUGUGACAAAUUAUUUCGAGAUGUCAUGUCCUACCCCUGGAAAACGACGCAUCGACACUGAUGUCCUCGAGCUUAUUGAAAGCAAACAUGAAGUAACGUUGCUAAAUGGACUGAAGGAGUUUCUAGUAAAAUUCCGUGGACCCGCAGGUACCAGUUACGAAGGUGGAAUAUGGAACGUCAGAGUUCUCUUGCCAGAAAAUUACCCAUUCAAAUCGCCAAGUAUCGGCUUCACCAAUAGGAUAUUCCAUCCGAACAUCGACUAUAAAUCUGGAACAGUGUGCCUGGAUGUUCUCAACCAAAACUGGACCCCUUUGUAUAACCUCCUGACUGUUUUUGAAAUGUUUUUACCGCAGCUGUUGACUUAUCCCAAUCCUGUAGACCCUUUGAACAUAACCGCUGCAAUGCUGUUUCUGUCCAGGCCUGAAGCCUACCAGGAGAAAGUAGCUGAAUAUGUGAAGCAAUUUGCUACAGAAAAUGCCCUCGAAGAUGCUGGGAAUGCUACUUCUGAUAGCGAAAUGAGCGAUAUUUCUGAUGUUCCAGAAAACGAAACUGAAGCCCUGGACAUGGAUAUUUAAUCACUAUUUUUGUGCUCUGACUUAUUAUGUUUUUUUAUUUAAAUAUUUAUCCAUAUUAUUAUUUAAUGUUGUGUGAGAGCUGGAUUCAUAAACUUGGGGUCAUAUUUUUGUAUUUUCUAUUACAACUUUUUUGUCUGCAAUAUAUAAAUAAUUCAAAAAUAAGACAAUUUAUAGCUUCUUUGGACAAUUGUUUUAAAUUAUUUUAAUUAACGCUGACCUUUCGCCACUCUUUUUCAUCAUCAGAGUAGAUAAGACAACCUGGUGUACCUAUACGAAAUGUAAAAAUUCUAAAUUAUUUAACUGGAUGGUAACUUGUAUUGGCUUAUUUUUGGUCCAGGAACCUCAAUCUUGGCGCCAACCCAGUUUAAAAAUAUGAAAUUUAUGCAGGUUACAUGUUAAACAACCUAAGCUCAAGUUUAUUAUUCCAGUUUUGUUUCUAACUUCUAAAGACUCUGUGUAUCUUUCAACUAAAAAUGUUGCGUUGAAUUUAUUGCUUGUGUUUAUAAAAUUUAAUUCUAGCUAUGCAGUGUCAUAUCUAUAAUCACUCGAGUAAGUGCCUAAUUUUCUAUUUAUUGUAUUUUUUCAACUUAUGUCCAAUAAAAACUUUGGUUUGAA
Ceutorhynchus assimilis (cabbage seed weevil) is the source of this 1245-nucleotide messenger RNA. NCBI's taxonomy places the organism in Eukaryota, Metazoa, Arthropoda, Insecta, Coleoptera, Curculionidae. The record is from the annotation of a GenBank genome assembly.